AACUUGUAGAGAGGUUCGUGUAAAAGAAAAAACAAACCAAAAAAUUCUGCAAUCAGGGAGGUUUGCUUCUUCGGAGACUUAAACCAUAAUCUCAUCCGCUAAAAUUUGAAAAACCACCUGAAGGUUUCUAGGGUUUUUGGUCUUCUCCAGAUUUCUGCCGAAUCCAAAGAGAGUUUGUCACCGGAAACACAAUCGGAGUUACAUGAAGCGGGAUGUGGAGGAAAGUACUGAUUUGAAGGGCGGGAAUUGGGAUGGGGGCGAAGAAGAACCUGAAAGCAAUGAGAAGCGGAAGCACAGGUCGGGAAGAAGUUCGAAGGAUAAGAGCGAGAGCAGAAAGAGAUCCGGCGGCUUGAGUAGAGGGGAGAGUGAUGAAGAUGAUUACGAGGCCAAGAAGGAGCAGCGGUCAAAGCAAAUGAAGAAGAAACAAGAGGAGAGUUCGUUGGAACAGCUGAGCAGUUGGUACCAGGACGGAGAUCAAGAAAGCCGGCUGGAUGGUGGGGACAGAAGCGAGAGGAGGAGAUCGAAUUCAAAGGUGAUCGAUAAAAGCAAGGAAGAGAAAUCUCUUGAUGGAGAGUCUGAUAAAUAUCAUGACCGUGAAUCCAAGAGUUCAGACAGGAGGGAAAGUGGCCGAGACAGAACUCAUGGUUCUUCUGAUUUGAGUAGAAGGAGAAGAUGGGAUGAAGCUGAUCCUGUUAGGAAAGGUCAAGAGAAUGAAAAUGAAAGAGGUGAUCUCAAAAGUAGUAAGCUUUCUGAAUCCAGGCAUGAGGGUGCGGGAGAAAAAACUUCCUCUAAAUCUGAAUACAGUGACAAUCGGGCUCGGGGUCUGGACUCUAAAUCUGAUAAAAGUCUGAAGUCAAGCAACAAGGAAGAGAAGAGUAAGACUCGAGGAAGGUCAGAGAGCAGUAAAGAUGAUGAUAGAGCUAGUCCUCUUAAGAAAACGAGUGGCCGGGAUGCUUCUGAAACAGCGAGUGAAGCUGGACGGUCUAAUAGGUCUAGGACACCAGAAAGAAGUGGAAAGCGUCACCAAGAAUCAGAACAAUCAGAGGCAGAGUAUGAAAAGAGUGACAACAAGUGGGGUGAACAAGAAAAAGAUGGUCGGAGAGAUGAAAGAUCGAGAGGAAGAGAUUAUGGUUGGUCUGAUCGGGACAGAGAUCGAGAAGGUUCAAAAGAUAACUGGAAGAGAAAGCAUUCGAGUAAUGACAAAGAUUCAAAAGAUGGGGACUUGCUUUAUGAUCGUAGCAGGGAACGGGACUUUCCAAGGCAAGGACGUGAAAGGAGUGACAGCGAAAGGCCUCAUGGUCGUUCAGGUGGCAGGAAAGAUGGAAAUAGGGGUGAAGCAGUUAAAACAUUGUCGAGUGGUGGGGUUUCAAAUGAGAAUUAUGAUGUGAUUGAAAUACAAACCAAGUCAAAUGACUACGGAAGGGGAGGAUCAGGUCCAAACUUUGCUCGUAGGAGUGAAAUGGGUCAGCAACCUGACAAAAAGCCAGCUGGUAACGAUGAAGAAUGGGCCUAUAACCAUGAAGAUAGACAAAAAAGUGAAAAUUUCAGUUCUGGGCCUUAUGGUGAAGAUUCGAGGGAUGAAGUUGAUGAAUCUGACUACUCCAGUGGCAAAGGAAGGAACCUGAGGGGUGCCACACAUGCUCGGAGUAAUAGUGGGCAGACCUCUAAUCGAGGUUCACUGCCUCCCCCGGGCAUGAAAGGGAACAGACUCUCGAGGGUCGGAAAAGGAAGGCCUGGUGGGAGAGAGACCCAACAAGGUGGCAUUCCAUUGCCUUUGAUGGGACCACCGUUUGGGAACCUUGGAAUGCCACCACCCGGUUCAAUUCAGUCACUUGCACCUGCAAUGUCACCAAUUCCGGGCCCUCCAAUCGCAGCCGGUGUCUUCAUGCCUCCAUUUGCCCCGCCCCUUGUCUGGCCUGGUCCACGAGGGGUAGAUGCCAACAUGCUGCCUGUUCCUCCUGUUCUGUCUCCUCUUCCUCCUGGACCAUCCGGCCCGAGAUUCCCUCCGACCUUUGGUACUCCAAACCCAAACAUGUACUUCAACCCUCCAGGUUCCGAAAGAGGAGGACCUCCUAUCUUGUCUGGGCCCACUUUCGAUGUUCCGAUACAAAUGGGACGAGGAACCACGUCUGAUAAGAGUUCGGGGGGAUGGGUUCCUCCUCCGAGGUCCGGGGGGCCUCCUGGUAAAGCUCCUUCUAGAGGAGAGCAAAAUGAUUAUUCUCAAAACUUUGUGGAUACCGGGAUGCGGCCACAGAAUUUCAUCAGGGAACUAGAGCUUACCAAUGUAGAAGACUAUCCCAAACUUAGGGAGCUCAUACAGAAGAAGGAUGAGAUUGUAACUAAGUCUGCUUCUGCUCCAAUGUAUUUGAAAUGCGACCUUCAUGAACUUGAGCUAUCUCCUGAGCUUUUUGGAACAAAGUUUGAUGUCAUCCUUGUUGAUCCGCCAUGGGAGGAGUACGUCCAUAGAGCUCCAGGUGUUGCUGACAAUAUGGAGUAUUGGACAUUCGAAGAAAUCAUUAACCUUAAGAUUGAGGCUAUAGCGGAUACUCCCUCUUUUAUCUUCCUUUGGGUUGGCGAUGGAGUCGGGCUUGAGCAAGGGCGCCAGUGCCUGAAGAAGUGGGGUUUCAGAAGGUGCGAGGACAUUUGUUGGGUUAAGACCAACAAAAGCAAUGCAGCACCGACAUUGAGACAUGAUUCUCGUACAUUGUUUCAGCGUUCUAAGGAACACUGCCUGAUGGGUAUAAAGGGAACUGUUAGACGUAGCACUGAUGGUCAUAUAAUCCAUGCCAAUAUCGAUACUGAUGUGAUCAUUGCCGAGGAACCCCCUUACGGUUCAACUCAGAAGCCGGAAGAUAUGUAUCGGAUAGUUGAGCAUUUUGCACUUGGUCGACGCAGGCUCGAGCUUUUCGGGGAAGACCACAAUAUUCGAGCCGGUUGGGUUACAGUUGGAAAAGGCCUUUCCUCAUCCAACUUCGAUGCUCAGGCUUAUACGAAGAACUUCAUUGACAAGGACGGGAAGGUGUGGCAAGGAGGAGGGGGGCGAAACCCACCUCCCGAAGCGCCACAUCUCGUUGUGACGACUCCGGAUAUAGAGGCUCUCCGCCCGAAAUCGCCGAUGAAGAACCAGCAGCAGCAGCAAUCAAACCCCGUCUCUGCGAAUUCAUCCAACAGAAGAACCACGGGAAACUCGCCUCAGCAGAACCCUAACAUCGUCGUUAUAAACCAAGAGGCUUCAGGUUCUAACUUCUCGGUCCACCCCCCUCCUUGGGUCGUGGCGGCCGGUGGUCCUUCCGCCGUUGACGGCUUUCGUGGAGGUCCCGACAGCAGCAAUGGCAGUGUGAGACCAGACGACAAGGUUUUCGACAUGUACGGUUUCAAUCGUCCUGGAAACGGUGAGUUUUUGGAAUUUGAUCCGCAGAGACAGAUGAACAUUUUGUAGCAAAUUCCCUUCCUGCUUUCAGACUGAAUCUCUUCUUCUCUUCUCUUGGAAAAUCCAAUUAAGUUCAUGCCA
This is a messenger RNA of Tarenaya hassleriana, 3511 nucleotides long. Its product is annotated as methyltransferase-like protein 1. The record is from RefSeq and is a predicted model, not a curated record. The transcript has 7 exons. Gene Ontology annotation, cellular component: RNA N6-methyladenosine methyltransferase complex; nucleus. Gene Ontology annotation, molecular function: mRNA binding; methyltransferase activity. The coding region runs from base 203 to 3439 and encodes 1078 amino acids. Lineage: Eukaryota; Viridiplantae; Streptophyta; Magnoliopsida; Brassicales; Cleomaceae.